Gasterosteus aculeatus aculeatus (three-spined stickleback) is the source of this 2912-nucleotide messenger RNA. RefSeq names its product transferrin receptor 2 (gene tfr2). NCBI's taxonomy places the organism in Eukaryota, Metazoa, Chordata, Actinopteri, Perciformes, Gasterosteidae. Gene Ontology annotation, cellular component: external side of plasma membrane. The record is from RefSeq and is a predicted model, not a curated record. Gene Ontology annotation, biological process: endocytic iron import into cell.
UGGUGCAUGAUGGUACACAGCAGUACACAGCACAGAAGCUGAUGGAAGAAGUUACAGCCUCUGUGAACUCAUCCAGACUGUUAGUAGCUGUCCUGAAAACAUCGCAGUCUGUGCAGUCAAAGCACAUUAGUAUUUAUCUGCACCGUUGGAGGCGGAGUCUCUUUGAGUGUGAGUUCUGUGUCCGUCACAGCAGGUCAGGUGACACGAGCAGCUCCAUCUGAUUGGACGGUCCAAAGUUCACACGCUGGUUUCUGUUGAUGGAGGAGAAGCUGACGGACAGAGCGAAAAGGGAACAUCGAGGUUGCCAUGGACACCACCAGAGCUCGGCUGAGACAGUCUGCCUCCGUGGGCGUGGUCGAGGAAGACGAGUUGGGAGGAGCUCAGAAGGUAGAGAUGAGCUUUGUGACAUCAGAAGAGGAGGAGGAGGAGGAGGAGGAGGAGGCGGCAAGGCCCAGCAGUGACAUCACAGCAUUGGUGCGGCAGUAUCGCCAUGUUCACCAGAGAGCCAGCUUGUUGCUCUGCGUGUGCGUCGUGGUAGUGGUCUUUGCCACCGGGUUCCUAUUGGCCUACGCAGUGUUCGGUGGUCGGUACCACUGCUACCUAGCAGGGGGGCAGGGUGAGGAGGAUGAGGAGCAAGGAGGCAGGGCUAAUCCACUUGCGGAAGGAGGGGCGGGGCUUUACCUGGGAGAGCUCAGGGUUAUGAUGAGGAGGCUGCUGCAGGACGAAGACAUCGUCAACACAGUCAGUCGAGUCAGCAGAGCUGAUCAUCCUCCAGGUUCCACGGAGGGAACCUCUCUGGCCUCAGAGAUCCUGCGGCGCUUCAGGCUGCUGCCAAUGGAUCACACCUGGACCGAGUCUCUUUACGCCACGCUGCAGUUCCCCCACAGGUCUCAGAGGAGCUCUCUCUGGCUACUGGAUUCUGCAGGAUGGAUCGUGGAGCAGAUUCCUCUCAACCCGUCUGACUACUGUCCGUACAGCGCCUCGGGAAGUGCCACGGGCUGCUUGGUCUACGCCAACUACGGCCGCCCUGAAGACUUUAAGUGGCUGGAGGGCGCCGGCCUGUCCGUGGCCGGAUGCGUGGUGGUGAUGCGUGUCGGGGGCGGGGUCACCUUUGCAGAGAAGGUCUGGUUGGCUCAGAGGAGCGGGUGCGGCGGAGCUUUGAUCUACCCCGACCCCGCAGACUUACCGCAGGACCCCCGACGACUCGGCCUGAACGCAAACACUGCUGUGUCUGAACACGUCCACCUGGGUUCAGGUGACCCCUUCACCCCCGGCUUCCCGUCCUUCAAUCACACUCAGUUCCCCUCCAUCCAGUCCUCCGGCCUGCCCCUCAUCCCGGCUCUGCCAAUCAGUUCCACUGUGGCCGCCAAGCUUCUCAGCCAGCUGUCGGGGGCGUCCUGUCCUCCGUUGUGGCGCGGCAGGCUGCCGUACGUGCGCUGUGCAGUCGGUCCAGAGCUCAGUGCCGGACACAGAAUCUCGAUGUCGGUCCACAACGUCAUGACGCCAGUUCUGCUGAACAACAUCUUCUCCUCGUUGGAGGGCAGAGUCGAACCAGACCACUACAUCAUCCUGGGAGCUCAGAGGGACUCACUGGGUCCAGGAGCUGUGAAGUCUGGAGUUGGAACAGCGAUCCUCUUGGAGCUUGCUCGAACCUUCUCCGCCAUGGUGAAGAACGGUUUCAGUCCCAGGCGGAGUCUCCUAUUUGUCAGCUGGGACGCUGGAGAUUUUGGGAAUGUUGGAGCAACGGAAUGGCUGGAGGGCUACCUGUCCAUGCUCCACCUGAAGGCCGUGGCCUACUUCAGUCUGGACCAGGCGGUUAUGGGUGACGAUGUGCUGUCAGCCUACACCAGUCCUCUGCUGGUGGACCUGCUGGACGCUGCCAUCAGACAGGUGGAGCAUCCAAAACAUUUAGGUCAGAGCAUCCACAGCCAGGCGGAGAGAGAAGGAGGCAGCUGGAAGAUCAUCAAGCCCUUGUAUCUGAACAGCGGGGCGUACAGCUUCACAGCGUUUGCAGGAGUUCCGGCGAUGGAGCUCAGAUUCUCGGAGGAGCGGGCGUACCCCUUCGUCAACACCCCGCUGGACAGCGCCUCCCGCCUGCAGGAGGUUCUGGGGGGUCGCGUGGGGCUCACAGGGCGGAGUUUAGGCGAGCUGGUGGGCGAGAUGGUGCUGCGAUUGGCUCACGACCACAUCCUGCCGCUACGCAUCACUUCCUACGCCGACACGGUGCUGCAGUUCAGCGCGCAGCUGAACCGUCACUCUGCAGAGCUGCAGUCCAGAGGUUUGUCGCCUCUCUGGGUCUUCAGUGCCAGAGGAGACUACAGCCGAGCAGCUGAGACACUGCAGAGAGCCAUUGAGUACAGCGACCUGCACGACCCGACGGCCGCACGCUACUACAACACCCGUAUCAUGAGGGUGGAAUACUACUUCCUGUCUCAGUACGUGUCCGUGGUGGAGUCGCCGUUCCGUCAUGUGAUCCACGGCCGUGGCGACCUCACUCUGAGCGCGCUCAGUGAGCACCUGACCCUGCUGACCUCUGACCCCAAACGCUUUGACGAGAAACGCUUCAGACGACAACUCGCCUUCUUCACCUGGACGCUGCAAGGGGCUGCCAACGCCCUGAAGGGGGGGGUGUGGAGCAUACACAACACGCACACUGGUGCACGCUGAUACACACUGAUGAACACAACACGCACACUGGUGCACGCUGAUACACACUGAUGAACACAACACGCACACUGGUGCACGCUGAUACACACUGAUGAACACAACACGCACACUGGUGCACGCUGAUACACACUGAUCAACACAACACGCACACUGGUGCACGCUGAUACACACUGAUCUUUAUUCUGUAUUUUAUUCUAUUGGCAGAUUUUGUAAAAAUACUUAUUAAAUAUUCCCCUCUGCAAGAA